CGUGUGGUCUGAGGCGUGAAAAUGUCUCUCGUCUGGUUUCCGUCUUCGCUGUUUGAUCGAGGUUCUUUGUGUCUCUUCUAUUUGUUCAAUCUGUUGACAGGCUCAAUCUGAUUUUACCGUCAUUGUUCAGUCAGACAGGAAGGACCAGAACUCUGUUCUCUACAGGUCUGAAGGUAGAACGUGUUCUUUAGUUUAGUAGACGGAGAACUAAACUCUGUUCUCUACAGGUCUGAAGGUAGAACGUGUUCUUUAGUUUAGUAGACGGAGAACUAAAAUCUGUUCUCUACGGGUCUGAAGGUAGAACGUGUUCUUUAGUUUAGUAGACGGAGAACUAAACUCUGUUCAAAAAGACAAAGAUUCUCUGAAUAACAGAAGAAGAAAUCAGCUGCAACCAAACUGAUUCUACAUCCAGUUCUUCAGGAUUCUUGUAAAAACUGUUCCACGUCUUCAUUUGUAAACUGAUUGACAGCGGAGGGGGCGCAGCCAGCAGAGAGGACUUCAGACGGCAACCAUGUUGGUUCUGGUCCGGUUAUUGAUCCUGAUGAUGAAGAUGAUGAUGAUGAGUGAGGGUCGUCUCUUCCUGUCGUACUCUGUUUCCACGGUGACCAUCACAGCACAAAGCGGGGGGGCCGUCCUGCUGUCCUCAGACCUUCAGGUGUUGAAGAGCAGACAGGACAUCAGGUGGACCAACACACACCUGGUGAUGUCACUGAGGACCAACGUGACGAUGUGUCACCACGGACGCUGCGAGCUGCUGAGUGACGGCUCGCUGAGAUUCAACCGUGUUCAGACCGAAGAUGCAGGAAGCUACAGCCUGGAGGUGUUUGAUGAAGACGGGAAGCUCCUGAUGAAGAAACACUUCCUGCUCAGCGUGGAGGUCUGUCUGUCAGCAGAUACCAGCAGCAGUACGGUGGCGUCUGUGCUGGUCUGUUGCCUUCUCCUCCUCCUCCUGCUGUUCUUCAUCAUCCUCUUCUUCCUCAGGAGGAGGAGGAACCAGAGGAUGAGGACUCCAGGUCCACUGGAGGAAAAUGUAUAUGUGGUGAUGCACAGUCACCAUGGCAACAAGAAGAAAGAUGGUGAUGAUGAGGAGAAGCAGGAGUCUAAUUAUGUUUCCUGUAAUCCUGCUGUUUCUAUGGAAACACCAAUGCCAGAGCAGAUGGAUGAAGACAUCUACGUGUGACAGCCAAUCAGAGCUCUCCUUAUCUUCAGGGUGCUGCGCCUCACCUGGAUACAACUCACCUUCAGUUUGCAGCCACUGUGUUCUACCUGUUGUUCAUUCUUCAGUCAUUAUUCUAUCAAAAAAAUAAAGUAAACUUGUAUUUAGGCCUUUUAGAUUCCGCUAUUUUUUCAAUACAAGAAGAGCAAUGAGAUGAAAACUAAGUGAUCUGAGAUUUUAGAGCACAUGAAGUUAAAACAGAUGGUUUCAGAUUCACUACUGAACUACUGCUUCUCUUUU
This is a messenger RNA of Anarrhichthys ocellatus (wolf-eel), 1456 nucleotides long. RefSeq lists its product as uncharacterized. The transcript is spliced from 5 exons. NCBI's taxonomy places the organism in Eukaryota, Metazoa, Chordata, Actinopteri, Perciformes, Anarhichadidae. The record is from RefSeq and is a predicted model, not a curated record. Bases 512 to 1180 code for a protein of 222 amino acids.